AUGGAGUUAGAAAAUUUUAAAAAUGAAUAGAUGUUAUUGAUAUCAUUUAGGUAGAUAAGAUUAAGAGAUAAAUUAGAUAAAUAAGGUAAAUAAUUUCUUAAAAAAUAAUAGGAGUUAUCAACAAUAAAAAAGACUUUAUUUUAAUAAGAAAUGGAGGAGGAGAAUAUGAGAGAGAUAUCAGAAUACUGAAUUAAAGUAAUAUAUUGAGUGAAGAAAUUGAUUGGUGGAGAUUCUCAAUUUAAAAAUGA
This is a messenger RNA of Paramecium sonneborni, 248 nucleotides long. Lineage: Eukaryota; Ciliophora; Oligohymenophorea; Peniculida; Parameciidae. The record is from the annotation of a GenBank genome assembly.